Messenger RNA from Pomacea canaliculata, 1448 nucleotides. RefSeq lists its product as uncharacterized. NCBI's taxonomy places the organism in Eukaryota, Metazoa, Mollusca, Gastropoda, Architaenioglossa, Ampullariidae. The coding region runs from base 210 to 905 and encodes 231 amino acids. The record is from RefSeq and is a predicted model, not a curated record. The transcript is spliced from 4 exons.
ACACUAACAUAACACAGCAUAAGGAACUAUUAUUCAAAAAUAACACUAGUGUCAAGGAAAUAUAGCUUCUUCACGUGUUGACAUAGAAGUCUGUGCAUCAUGAAUACAUCCUGUGUGGAGCUGAGAGGACAUCAGCAAUCUGCCCUCAUCACAUCUCCUCCUCGUCUGUGGCUACAUCCAACUCCUUACACCCGCUUUGAAAGGAACCGAUGGCUCCACCACCCUGGACCUAUGUGUGUAUUCUGGGUUUGAUUUCUCUUGUCAUCAAUGUACAGCCAUCUGUACAGACAUGUACAGAGCUGGAGUUACAAAAUACGAAAGAUGGUAAGAAGCAGAUGAAAGCCAAGGAGAGUUCUUUAUUUAUAUUAUCGGUCUCUUUCAAUACACGUAACUGUCAUGGCAACUGGAACUGGUCCCUGGUUAAGCUGUCAUCCAUCGAGAAGGACAUUCACGUAGACCUGUGUAAGUUUAUUUUACGUGAAAGGACGUGCAACGUGACGACGUCGUCAUCCUCGUGUACGUGCUCUGGCGACAGCUUUCUUCAGUUCUCAAUGCGGGCUACACAAGGAGACAAUAAGAUCUUCAUCUGGAAAUGGAAUGAUCCCCCUUCAAAAAUAGAAGAAAAAGAAAUAGAAAAAGAAAUAGUAUUAACUCUUUUUGUUGAAGCCUCCAGAAACAACCCAGUGGUCACAAAAGUCUUCAUUAGCUGCUUCAUCGUCGGCGUUAUCCUCUCCGUUCUUUUUGUACUGAUCGUCAAACUAUGCUAUAGAGCGAAACCCAAAGGAACGUAUGAUAACGCAGUCGCUGGCUCCACGUCACAGCCGCAGUUGCCGUUGAAUAAUGAGGGUCACGACCCUGGUAGGAACCUACACCAACAAGUGUCGUACAACCAUCUCAGUCAAUGAGUGCCUCACAUCCUGUAAGGCAGAAAAUACAAUAAUCAAAUGAAUACAUUAUGACGAAUGUUUAACCAUUCAAACGAAGUCAAACAGUGAUGACAUUCCCUCCUCUAUACAUAAUUGACAAUAAUAAUGAUCAAUGCAAUUGUCCGAAAUUUUGUUAAAGGGAGCUUACCGCAGGGAAUCGUUUCAAUCUGAUACGAGACAGUAAUAGUAAGGGUUUUAUGUACAUGAUUUCAAAAAUUAAAUUCGCUUGUCUGAACCAAGUGGUCACCUUCUAAGUUAUGAAAUUCUCAUUUACAUCAGAAAUGUUUUAAAGAAAAUAGAAAGCAACUUCAUAAGAUAUCUUGCUCGUGAAGGUGAUAUACUUAAUCUGUACAUCACAUGACAUUUAUUUCACAAAAGAUUCUCUAAAAAGUGAAAUAGAGAUGAAUUGUAUAGCAUCUUGAUAAGAUAGUAUUGUGGUGUUUUAUCUUUUAUUUGAUAGCCAGCAGAAAUCCUUGGUCCUAGUGUUUCUAGGCUGAUGAACUAUUUUGUGUACAUUAAUAA